AUGGAUGUAUUAGAAUUAAUUCGUAGUAGUACAAAAUAUGUUAGUGAUCAAUCAAAACAUGUAACGAUCAAUGAAGAUGCACUCGCAAAGGAGUGUGAUUUGUUCUUGGAGGAGAAUAAAAAGAAGAAGCAUAAGGAGAUCUGGGCAGACAAUGAAUUCCACUAUUGCGAUGUUGAUAGAACACAAAAGGAUGCGAAUCACGAGACCUACUAUUCAGAGUCAACUGCACAAUAUAUCAUCGUUAUGGACGCACUCAACCAUUGCUUUUGGCCUGACGAAUCACUCGAAUACCAUCAUUUGGCACGUGGACUCAAACAAGCUAUUGAAAAGGAUGCACAUGUCUUUGACGCAGCACGUCUCUCUCAAGUGACACCUGCAACACUACACCAAUGGUUUGGUCGUGAACUACCAAACAUCGAAGAACGUUGUAGACUAUUACGUGAAGUUGGUGAUGCUCUCACACAACAUUUUGGAGGUAGCAUUAAAGAAUUGAUUCUAUCUGCUAAUCAUAAUGCUUCAUCUUUAGUUGAUAUUGUAUCAAGAUACUUUUGGGGAUUUAGAGAUACAAGUAUAUACAAGGGUAGACAAAUAUUCCUUUACAAGAGAGCACAAAUCUUUGUUGGUGAUUUGUGGGGAGCCUAUGAAGGUAAGGGGUUGGGCAAAUUCAAAGAUAUCGAUCGUUUGACCAUGUUUGCAGAUUACCGUGUUCCACAGAUCCUUCGUCAUAUGAAUGUAUUGCAAUACUCUGAGGAAUUGUCUGCAUUGGUAGACUCUAAAAAGGAGGUUGCCGUCGGAUCAGAGAUGGAGUUGGAAAUCCGUGCCGUCACAGUUCAAGCCGUCGAACGUAUGAGAGACAUCUUUAACAAAAAUCAUUGUUCAUUAUUGGCACUCGAAGUAGAUUGGAUGUUAUGGGGUCGUGGUGAAGCAAUGCUUGAUACUUUACCUCCACAUCAUCGUACAUUUACCAUUUUCUAUUAA
Molecule: messenger RNA, 978 nt
Organism: Cavenderia fasciculata
Lineage: Eukaryota; Evosea; Eumycetozoa; Acytosteliales; Cavenderiaceae
Product: UPF0553 family protein
Exons: 2
Coding region: 1-978 (325 amino acids)
Source: RefSeq, a predicted model, not a curated record